Drosophila innubila is the source of this 1218-nucleotide messenger RNA. RefSeq names its product lipase 3-like. The coding region runs from base 24 to 1193 and encodes 389 amino acids. Gene Ontology annotation, molecular function: hydrolase activity, acting on ester bonds. NCBI's taxonomy places the organism in Eukaryota, Metazoa, Arthropoda, Insecta, Diptera, Drosophilidae. Gene Ontology annotation, biological process: lipid metabolic process. The transcript is spliced from 3 exons. The record is from RefSeq and is a predicted model, not a curated record.
AAUUCACUUGUUGUAUUUACGCCAUGCAGAAACAAUUGGUUUUAGUUUUAAUUCUCCUGGUCAGCACCGUUUUUGCCGCUCAGAUUUUAAAAAGGACAAAGGAUAAAACAACGAGUAAACUAAUUAAGGACCAUGGGUAUCCGGCGGAGGAUCAUCGUAUAGAAACCGAGGAUGGCAAUGUGCUUCAAGCCUUUCGAAUUCCGUAUUCGCACAAGUUACAAAAUCAAAACAAGACACGUCCAAUUGUAUUGUUACAACAUGGUCUGAUGAGUUCCUCGGAUAUCUGGGUGCUUUCUGGACCCGAUAAUGCUUUAGCCUAUUUGCUGGCAGAUUCGGGCUUCGAUGUAUGGAUCGGAAAUAAUCGAGGUAAUGAAUACUCACUGGAAUUGAAGGAACCUUCUUGGAAUUUCAGUUGGCAUGAGAUUGGCUUGUAUGAUAUAUCAGCAAUGAUCGAUUAUGCACUUAAAACAAAUGGACAGGGACAGAAAUCGAUUCACUAUGUGGGUCACUCUCAAGGUACCACUGUAUUCUUUACAUUAAUGUCCCUGCGUCCCGAGUACAAUCAGAAGAUUAAAACUUCCCAUAUGCUGUCUCCCGUUGCGAUUAUGAAAAAUACCAAAAAUGAGUGUGUUGUCAGUGCGGCCAACUUUUAUACUGCUGAUGGAAUGCUUACAUCGUUUAAUAGAGACACUAAGUUCCUGAAUAUUUUCCGUUCUAAAUCGAAUACAUUUAAUGAAAGAUGUGUUUUUCUUAUGGACUGUUAUAAUAUGGAUAAAAAACUACACUCCGAGCAUGCGAAUAAGACUGCCAUCAAAGAGGCCGAUAAAAUAUCUGCAGACGGUUCCUGGAAUCAAGUCCUUCACUAUUUAUUCAAUCACAAAUCGGGGUAUUUUCGACAAUUCGACUACGACUCUAAGAAGAAUCUGGAAGUGUAUAAAUCGAAACAGCCUCCGGAGUAUCCAGUUGAAAAGAUAACCUCCGAAGUUCAUUUGUGGUAUGUGGAUAAUGAUGAUCUUGUUGAUCCGGUUGAUGUCUUGGCUUUAGCGGAUCGUCUUCCCAAUAAAGUAUUGCAUCAUAUUCAGGAACCUAUAUUUGGACAUGCUGAUUAUACUAUACACAACGAUAUUCGGAAAUAUGUCAAUGAUCCUGUCAUUAAUAUUAUGCACAAGUACGAACUAGAUAAAGAAAAAUAAAUAAAUAUCUUUUCACUUACUUCAA